Messenger RNA from Cadophora gregata, 2112 nucleotides. RefSeq lists its product as uncharacterized. NCBI's taxonomy places the organism in Eukaryota, Fungi, Ascomycota, Leotiomycetes, Helotiales, Ploettnerulaceae. The record is from RefSeq and is a predicted model, not a curated record. The coding region runs from base 233 to 1666 and encodes 477 amino acids. Gene Ontology annotation, molecular function: D-amino-acid oxidase activity; FAD binding. The transcript has a single exon.
AUUGGAUGAUAGGUGCGGGGCCGAUUUCGCGGAUGUUUGCGACUUUCGCUCUGGUGAUGCAGCAGCACUCAAGUGAGUUAUGCUAAGAUCGACGACGGCCGAACAUCUCCCCGUGGGCAUGUUGGGUUACGCUUGCUCGAUUGUACAUAUAGUCUCGUCUCUUUUCAUCUCGAUGGCGUAGAUUGAAAUGUGGUCUUUAUUAGCGAGUGCAGCUACUACUCAAGAUCCUUGAAUGAGAUAUCAAGUUAGAUUCUUCCAGUUUCCAAGCUUACAUUUCAAGAUUCAACAUCACUUCUCGCUACUGCAAAAUUCCAUUUCACAUCUCUUCAUCUCUCAUCUUACCACCAUCCUCCAACCUCCCUUUAGGAUGUCCGCCUCCACAACCACCUCUACCUCUCAUCAAACCUCAACCCAAAACCCUCAAAUCCUCAUCCUCGGCGCCGGCAUCACCGCUCUCAGCACAACCCUCGCUCUACUCACCAGCCCUUCAACCUCACAUUUCACUAUAACACUCAUAGCAGCACAUCUCCCUGGCGAUUUAUCACCAGAAUACACAUCACCCUGGGCAGGUGGCGACUGGCACUCUCAUGUUUCGACAUCGGAUGAAGAUGCCGAUGUGAGGAAGUGGGAUGGUAGGACGUAUCAGGCGUGGAUGGAGAUGCUAUCUAACUACUCGAGCGGUGACGCUUCAACUUCAGCUUCAGCUUCUCUGCAGCGGAAAGUAGGAGGGGAUCAAACCCAUAAUUCUGAGAUUAGCACAGGAAAGGGAGAUCGCGAACAGACUGAACAGAAACUCGGACUCCACCCCACCACCCUCCGCUACUUCUGGGGCUCCCACAACUCACGAACCCACCCCUCCGGCUCAGGAAUCUGGUUCUCAUCCAUGGUGCAGGAUUUCCAUAUCUUGGAUGCAGAUCUCGAGCGCAGAGAAGGGAGACCUGUUCCUAGAGAGGCGGUGUUUGGGACGAGGUUUAGGACGGUGACGUUCGAUCCGGUGGUGCAUUUGGAGUACUUGCUGAGGAGGGUUAGGGCCUUGGGUGCGAGGGUGGUUAGGGGGGUGGUUGAUACGGGGAGGGGAUUGGAGGGUGUCGUUGAGAGCAUGCGAAGAUUGGUUAAGAGAGAGGACGGUGAGGGAGAUAUUGGAGAGGAUAAUGUCUUUGCAGUGGUUAAUUGCGCAGGGCUCUCAGCGAGGCAUUUUCUCCCCUCUCAAGAAGCGGAGAAACUGUUUCCCAUUCGGGGCCAAACAGUCGUAGUAAAAGGACAAGCCAAAGAAGCAUAUACAUACGUCUCUAUCCCAUCAGCGCCGGAGGAUGAGUUGCUUUACGUUAUUCCUCGACCUGGGGACAUGACAGUCCUGGGUGGGUGUAAACAAGUUGGGAGUUGGGACAAGGAGGUUGAUCUGGAGAUGGGAGAGAGGAUUAUGGAGAGAGUUAAAAGAGGUGGAUUAGCGGAGGAGUUGAGGAUUGGAGAGGAUGGAGGGUUUGAGGUGGUGAGGCAGCAGGUGGGCUUUAGGCCGGGUAGGAAGGGGGGACCGAGAGUGGAGGUUGAGAGGGAGAAGGUUGGUGGUGUUUGGGUGGUGCAUAGUUAUGGGCAUGGGAGUGGAGGGUUUCAGGCGAGUGUUGGGUGUGCGGAGAGGAUUGUUGAGUUGGUUGAGGGGUUGAUGUGAUGGAAUUUGAGUGACAAUAAGUGAGGUUGUGUGUUGUUUUGUGUACAACUUUCAAUUUUAUUACAAGCAACGGAAUUGACAAGGACAUUGGACGAAGUACUUGCCAAUUGUCAGGGCAGCAAAGGUUGUCAUGAAUGACCUUGAUAUGAUAGCUGUGUCCUGGUAGGGAGUGUCAAUUUCUUCUUGAUGUUUACUGUUUUUCUACGCGAAAAUACUUCAGCACCUGGUAAAAAGAAUUACCAUCUGCCCAAAAACAACGAGAGCUCUGCUGAUAUUGGCAUCCCAACCACCAAAAUAUAUAUUGCUGAUCAUAAUGGCAAAAAUUAAAAAAUUUAAAAAAACAUACAACAGCAGGUAUUCGCUGGUGGUCACCCACCCAACUACUAAUCUGCCGAUCUGAGGCUUAUGUAUGGCAGAGCGGACGGGAUGCCCAGUUUUCCUCAGUC